CCAACCUACAGCUAACCGCCUCCUCCUGUCAGAGUGCCGCUGUGUCUGAGGAGAAAAACUGACGAGAUUAUUACGAUUAAUACGAAAUAUUGCUCCAUGUCUGGCGUUAUUAAUUAUUAAGUAACGUUAUUUAUUAAGCUGGGCAACGAUGGAAGAAGGCUUACGGUUUUAACGUCCUGUUUAGCCUUGUGAAGCUAUGCUAGCUCUGUUGUUUGGUAGGUUGUUAGCCUCAAGCUAACAAUCCCUCGUUAGCCUCAAGCGUGUAAAUCCUGGGUAAAAGCGAAUUAACGCAUUUGUAUUAUAUUAUAUUUCCACCUGCAACCGGUGAUCUGUGAAAGUGAUCUGUUUUUUUAAGCUGCCUAAUGACACAACGCAUCUUCACUCUAAUUUUGUCUUAAAUGUUGUUGUCCGACGUCACUGACAUCUUUUACCUCAGUGCGUUUUACCUCAGUGACUGACUUGGUUUCUUGGCCACAACAUGAGAUUGUUGGUGUUUUUUUUUAUUUACGAGUGUCACUGACAGAAAGCUCGAAUCCAGACGGAUCCUUGGGAUACUAACUAUGUGCUUUAAAAUAAUUCCUUGAUCCAGGAUCUUAUUAUUUUAUUCCUUGUAACAAAUAAUGUCAUAGUGUGCGCAUUUCAGAUGUACACAGUAAAUUGUUGAGUUUUAAUCUGCUUCCCUCCAGCUGUAACACCAUGAAUUUUGUCCGGCUCGUGUGCCGCCAUAAGACUGCCCUGGUGCUCGGGGUCCUCUGUUUGUUCGUCACAGUCCUCAUUUUCCUCGCCAAAUGCACCUCGGAGACACUGAAACCUCCCGACUCGCCUGGCUCCGCACCACGGGCUCAACCCCGACCCGAGCGUCCAGCUUCACUUUCUGACGCCAAGGAGAUCUCGGCUUUCCUGGUGGUCCUCGUUACUACGGGUCCAAAAUACACGGAGCGGCGCAGCAUCAUCCGCAGCACCUGGCUCUCCAAAACCGACCCUGAUGUGCUUGCUUUGUUCGCAAUUGGCACUCUGGGCUUACCAUCCGAGGACAUGCGGAAUCUAGAGACGGAGCAGAUGCGUCACGGAGACCUUCUCCUCCUCCCCGAACUCCGUGACUCCUAUGAGAACCUGACACUAAAGUUGAUACAUGCCUACUCAUGGCUCGAUCAAAAACUGGACUUCAGGUUCGUCCUGAAGGCAGACGACGAUACGUUCGCCCGUUUGGACCUGCUCAAGGAGGAGCUCAAGAGUAAGGAGCCUAGACGCCUUUACUGGGGCUUUUUCUCUGGACGAGGCCGCGUCAAAGCGGCCGGAAAGUGGAAAGAGAGCACCUGGGAGUUAUGUGACUAUUACAUACCGUACGCUUUAGGCGGUGGCUACGUGCUCUCUGCAGAUUUGGUGCAUUAUGUACACUUGAACUCUGCUUACCUGAAGACAUGGCAGAGCGAGGACGUCUCUCUGGGCGCCUGGCUCGCGCCAGUUGAUGUGAAACGGCUGCAUGACCCGCGCUUCGAUACCGAGUACAAAUCGAGGGGUUGCAGCAAUAAGUAUCUGGUCACUCACAAGCAGAGUCUGGAGGACAUGCUCGAGAAGCACCAGACGCUGCAGAGAGACGGACGCCUGUGCAAAGAGGAGGUGAAGCUACGCCUGUCGUAUAUUUAUGACUGGAGCGUUCCGCCAUCGCAGUGCUGCCAGCGCAAAGACGGUAUCCCUUGACUUCCCUGAGGAUGUCUCACACAUUCAUUGUUAUUUUUAGUGGUCUGUGCUUGACCAGCCAGCGGCUUAUGUGGACUUGCGUCACAAUGUUACGCUCUAACAGUCCUCUUCUGUAUGUUUGGGCAGUUCCUUUUAAGUCCAGGCGUGACCAUGUCCAAGCUAGAUGCUGAGUGGAUUUGCAGAUAUGGGCAACAUUUAAUGGACAAAAAGCAUUGUGGAUCAUAGUUAAAACUUGGGAUACAUUUAUUUAAUAUGACUUUUAUUUAUUUGGAUUGUACCAAUGCAAUGAGUAAAACCUAACUGGAACAAAAUGCUGACAAGCAGAAAAAUCACAACAGAAAUGGAUUUGCAUAUUUCAGCUGCUGCAUACAUAAUUUUAUGAUGUUUUUUUAUUUAUUUUUUACACUAACAGACAACAUUGCUCACUUCACACUUGUUAUAUUUCAAAUAGCUCUUAAAAAUACUGUAGCAGGCAGUAUCGUGUACGAGAUCUCAUUUGCCUGUUUACAUGUCAAUUUUGAAAUACCAUCAGUUGUAUUAAUAACACUCUGUUACUACUGAGCCACAGAUUAUACCUCCUUCAUGUUGUUCUCUCAAACGUUUUUGUUGCGCAGUGCAUCUGUGAUCGUUAUUUUAUUAUAAUAAAAUUCUAAUGAAACGCCA
Messenger RNA from Tachysurus vachellii, 2364 nucleotides. RefSeq names its product UDP-Gal:betaGal beta 1,3-galactosyltransferase polypeptide 6 (gene b3galt6). The record is from RefSeq and is a predicted model, not a curated record. Gene Ontology annotation, cellular component: membrane. The transcript has a single exon. Gene Ontology annotation, biological process: glycosaminoglycan biosynthetic process. Bases 697 to 1701 code for a protein of 334 amino acids. NCBI's taxonomy places the organism in Eukaryota, Metazoa, Chordata, Actinopteri, Siluriformes, Bagridae. Gene Ontology annotation, molecular function: UDP-galactosyltransferase activity.